AUCAGUUACUGAAUAAAUUAUCAUAGAUAUAGCUGUAUAUAGACCUCUUAUCUUGUGUACUAUUUGAUAAGCAAUCAAUAACACGAUUGACCUAAAUAUGAGUCGUUAAUUAACAGACCGACACCACUUAACCAUGCGAAUUAAUGUUAUUCUGGCGCUCUGCGCGGGACUGCUGCCCGGAAGUGUGUCCUGCGCAUGUCAAGACAUUGACCCCGCCGCAUGUACUCUGUUGAUGGCGGCGAACCCUAACAUCUGUACGGACCCGAACAUCGGCCCUACGGCCUGCCCACGGUUCUGCAAACUAUGUCCAUUGGAGUGCUACCACUGCAACUCCACGGUCAUGGACUAUCACGAUUGUAACACAACCAUGCAGUGUCCUACAGGACAGAUCUGCAUGCGCAAAGAGCUGAGCUCAUACUUUGACGGCCAUCACGAGUAUGAGAUGACCUGCCAGAUGAAAGAAGUAUGUGAUGGUGCCGGUCUCUCGUUCGGGUUUGGACGGCGGGAUCUGUCGGUCUCCUGCUGUGACACAGACCUUUGUAACUACCCACAACCGCCGACGACGACAACAGCCAGAAUGCCGAUAACCACAACUCAUCAAAGUACAUUGUGUCACGUUGACCUCGUAUUCGUAGUAGAUGAAUCACGAGCCAUGUCACUAAGGGAAAAAGCCAUCGUUACUUUUCUGCACAACAUCGUCAUCCGACUUCCGGUGAGCGCCGACGGCGUCCAUGUCGCUGCCGGAACAUUCAGUAACACCGCCCAGAACCGGUUUGAUCUCACCGACCACACCACCAUGCAGUCGGCACUGGCGGCCGUCGACGCCAUUACUCUCAACGCUGGAAGCGGCCUAUCGGCGGACUUGAACGCCGGUCUUCAUUACGUCAUUGACCACGCGCUCACACCCGCCGGCGGCGACCGACCGAAUUCGGACAACGUCGUCGUGAUCAUUACGAACCAUGGUACUCGGAAUCAGCAGGAACUGACCGACCAAGAGACGAUGCUUCACGCUAUGAGCCAAAACGUGAUAGCCAUAGAGAUUGGCGCAGCGAGGUUCGAGAAUCUGAGCACUGACCGGCAGCACGAGUUCCGCCUCACUGACCCAAUUCAGCUUAACCAGAUCCUAAGUAGAGUGGUGAGCCUGAUCUGCGCACACGGCUUGUAGUCCUAGUGGUUCCGGUUGACCAACGCGCGAAUGUAUCUUUAAUACGAUUGAACGACGCAAUAAAAUAUGUGACACAU
Dreissena polymorpha is the source of this 1242-nucleotide messenger RNA. RefSeq lists its product as uncharacterized. Lineage: Eukaryota; Metazoa; Mollusca; Bivalvia; Myida; Dreissenidae. The record is from RefSeq and is a predicted model, not a curated record. Bases 134 to 1165 code for a protein of 343 amino acids. The transcript is spliced from 6 exons.